Penicillium verhagenii is the source of this 1110-nucleotide messenger RNA. Its product is annotated as acyl-CoA thioesterase. Gene Ontology annotation, molecular function: fatty acyl-CoA hydrolase activity. Bases 1 to 1110 code for a protein of 369 amino acids. The record is from RefSeq and is a predicted model, not a curated record. Gene Ontology annotation, cellular component: peroxisomal matrix. The transcript has 2 exons. NCBI's taxonomy places the organism in Eukaryota, Fungi, Ascomycota, Eurotiomycetes, Eurotiales, Aspergillaceae. Gene Ontology annotation, biological process: acyl-CoA metabolic process; fatty acid catabolic process.
AUGUCAUCUCACGAUGCGGCAGGCAAUGAUCCGAAAGAUCUGCCUUCCCCGCUUUCAUUCGUGGAGCUAAUGGCGCUAGAGCGACUGGACGAUAUGGACUCAUCUCACACUGACAAGACCGAGCCUGAGAAAAUUGAGCGGUUUCGAUCUUUGUCUGCCCCCUUUCCCCCCGGUGAAGGCGACCGAGCAUUUGGGGGGCAUGCAUAUGCCCAGUCCGCCUAUGCGGCAUCAAAAACAGUCGAAAAGGGAUUCAUGAUUUAUAAUAUGACUGGCUCAUUCAUUCUUGGUGGUCGGCUCGAUGUUCCGUAUACAUAUACGGUUCGACACGUUCGGGAUGGAUUCAUGUAUUGCACGCGCUCUGUUGAUGCCCGGCAAGACGGUCGAAUAUGCUUCUCGUGCCUGUGCUCAUUUAAACGCGACGAAGGAGAGCAAACUUUUGAUCACCAACCGCUAGCCGCUCAAGAACGCUACAAAGAUAUACUUUCCGCCAAACGACCCGAAGACCAAUCCAUCAGUCCUAGCAUUGAUGCAGACUGGUGGAUUGAGGCUCUUCAGCGAGGCGAUAUCACCGAGCGAGAGUUUCCUGGACUAGACGUGCGCAAGACCGACAUGCAGGAUUUCAACGAAAGGAAAGAAAUCAAAGAAACUCCCGAGAAUUACCGCCAGUUACAGCAGUAUCGCCUCAAAGGAUCACCGGAUGCAGAUCGCAACGCAACUCUUGCAGUUAUCAAAGAGAGAGAACAAGCCGGAGAAUAUGAUAAUCUUUAUAUUUGUGCGCAUAUGUACUCGAGCGACAGAAACUCUCUUCUGCUGAUCCCGCGCGCUCUGGGAAUCAAGCGUUGGUCGGCCAUGUCUAGUCUCACCCUGAUGGUAGUUAUUCAUCGCCAUGGUGAGUCAUUGCGAAUGAUAGACUGGGAUUCAGUCUCCAAGAAUGGAGAAUCGGACCUAAGCAUGAAAUGGUUUGUCCAGGAAGGAUGGACACCCCAGUCGGCAGAGAACAGAGCUGUGCACGAGAGCAACCUAUGGAGUCCGGAUGGAACUUUAAUUGGGACUUCGAUCCAGGACAGCAUGCUCCGAUUGCAGAAGGCUCGGCGAAAGGAUAAAUUAUGA